Messenger RNA from Rotaria socialis, 6417 nucleotides. Lineage: Eukaryota; Metazoa; Rotifera; Eurotatoria; Philodinida; Philodinidae. The record is from the annotation of a GenBank genome assembly.
AUGGCAUUAAUAAUAUUUUUAUUUAAAGUUGCUGAUCUUGAAAUAGGAAACACGAUAUCUGAUGUAAUUGAUGAAUAUCAAAAGCAAACAACACAAGUAAUUGUUGAUGAUAGUACAAUAUUACUUUGUACUAAAGUUAUAUUUCGAGGAAUUAAUCUUUGGUCAAACAAUGUUCCUGUACAAAAUGGAACUGCAAAUUUCGUGGCACGCGGGAAAAAACCACAUAGAUUUAAUUUUAAUUUAGCUACUAUGUUAUUACCUGAUGAUAAAAUACGUAUGGAAUUUUAUACAGUAACUGUGAACAGAAAACAUAAGAAAAUGAUUGCGAUUUAUGAAUUAAUACUUGAAUCAUUAAUGGAUUCUAAAUAUAUUUAUUUAUCUCAAGAAAAUUUAUCGGAUUCAAAGAAUUAUAUAAUAAAAUCGACUGUACAACUUAAAAUUUAUUAUAUUACUCCAAGUAUUGACAAAGAAACAAUUGCAUUAGGUGAAACUGAAACUGUUAAUCUAGUUGACUCAAUCGAUUGGAUGAGUUCUCUCAAUGAUGAAGAUCGGCAUGGUGGCCAUCGACAUCGACAUAUUAAUUCAAAAGGUGAACGUAGACUUAAAAAGCUUCAAGUAAAGUUCGUUGGCCAUAAAGAUGAUGCUGAUUCAGAUUCGCUUAGUGAUUCAAAUUUCAAUGUUAAUCAAAAUUCUAAUGAAACAUCUUUACCACUGACUGAAGAUGAAAAAAUAAAAGUUCAAUAUCAUAAUCUUGAAUUACUCGAAAAAAGUUUGGGACGAUACGAUGGUGAUGCAUAUCAAAUGAUUCAGUGGCAAAUUAUGGUUAAUAUCAUACAAGGACGAGAUUUUGCUGGAGUUGAUAUUAAUCCAUAUGUAUGUGUUCAAAUUGGUAAUCAAAAACGAUAUACAGGAGUACAUAAAUGUAAUAACUCACCAUUAUUUGGAGACUUCUUUACAUUUGAUUUCUCACUUCCAGCUACACAAAUGAUGGAGAAAGUGAUUUACUUCAAAGUUCAUCAUGCAAAAAAAAUAAUUAGUACCUUUACCGAUACAAAUCCAAUUGGCGUAUUUAAAGUUGAUGUAGCAACAGUAUACAAUGAAAAAGAUCAUGCAUUCGAACGGAAAUGGGCUCAAUUAGUUAAUCCAGAUUCUAUCAAAGCACCUUGUGGCCAUUUACUUGUUUCAGUUGGUAUUACACAACGUGGUUUUUCAACAAAAAAUAUUCUUGGUGAAUCAACACAAGAAGAUGACGAACUAAAACCAUCAAAAGAAUUUAUUCCAGCCUCUAUGCCUCGACGUCUUUUUCCUGUUCAAUUAAAAAUAACAUUUUUCACAGCAACUGAAUUACCCGAAAUGAUGACUGACUUUUUAGCAACUGUUUCAAAAAAGAUUCUUGCUGCUGAUGGUUGGGAACCAGUCGAUCCAUAUGUUGAAGUUACCUAUAAUGCAAUUCAGGCAACAACAGAGUAUUGUAAUGGCACAUCACCUGUUUGGGGUGAAGCACUUUAUUUAAUUGGGCAAUUUCCGCCACUUGUACGAACAAUAAAAGUAUCACUAAAAGAUCAUGCUACUGUUCAACAAGAUCGUACAAUAACAUCAUUUUUAAUUGACCUCUUUUCAAUUAGUGAAAGCAAUCCAUUAGCUGGCUUUUUACCAACAUUUGGUCCAACAUGGAUGUUUUUAUACGGAAAUUCAAGAGAAUAUACUAUUAAUAAAGAUCAUGAUGGUCUUGGCGAAGGAAUGGGAGAAGGUGUUUGCUAUAGAGGACGUUUACUUAUGGAAAUUGAAUGCCAUCCUAUAAGUGGUGAAUAUGCAUCGAAUAUGAAUGUACAAAAAGAAAGUGGAAUACAAUUUCCUGAAUCUUAUAUAUUUCCCAUGAAGCGUACAUUUAUUUUAUUUGGUUGUAUCUAUGAUGUAACAAUGAUUGAUAAAGCAUUUGGUAAUGCAAUAAUUUGUUUUGAAUUAAGUAUUGGAUCAAGUGGAUAUUUAAAUACAAAUCAGUUAGCGACUCAUCAAUCUGUUUCAUCAGUAACACGACCUUAUCCGCGUAUUCCAAUUGAUAAUAAUGCACGACAUUUUCGUUUACCUAUUGAUUUACAAAAACCAAUAAUAUUUACAAAAUACACGUUUCAUGAUUAUAGCUAUCGUAUGACUUUAUCAAAUCGAUUGAAACAUGCAGCUAAUGAUAUGCUUAAGUUAAUUCGAGACUUUGAGUUUAAUGUUAAUUCAAAAGUAUCAGAUGAAAUUCUCAUACAAAACUACCAAAAACUGGAAGAGUAUAUUCACACAUUACCUUGUGGAUGUAAUGAAUUAAACCCAACAUCUAAUAAUCCGGGUGUAACAGGAUCAAUUCAUCCUAGUCUGUCUGAAGUGUUAACUUUUCCAAAAUCAAAUAAUCGCAUGAAUACAUUAGAUGAAAAACGGCGAACCAGAAUUUUACAUAAUUUAGAAUCAUUGAAAAGUUGGAUUUCGAAAGCUUGCGAUUUUGACGAAGUAAAACGAUAUGAAAUAGUUAAAGAGCUAUAUAAAAUAGCUCGAACACUUCGUCAAUUAUCAAUUGAUGUACAACCAUCAUUACCUGAUGUAUUUUUAUGGAUGAUAUGUAAUUCAAAACGAGUAGCCUACGCUCGUUUUCAACCAGAAGAUCUUCUUUUUAGUGCAUGCCAAGGUGAACGAGGUGUAUAUAAUGGCCGAGUGCAAACACUCUUUCUUCAAACACCGCGUACAUCAGAUAAACCAAUAAAAUCAUCAACAAAUGCUAAAAUACAAAUCUAUCUUUGGCUUGGGACUGAAGAACAAGAACUAAAUAUAUUUAAACAACUACCUACUGGAUUUGAUAUGCCACCACUGCCGUUAACAAAUGACACAAAAUAUAUACGAUAUAAUGGAAGAUCUUUGUAUGAAUUACGAUGCCAUUGUUAUAAAGCAAGAUCGUUAAUUGCUUCGGAUGAAACAGGUUUCUCUGAUCCUUAUUUGAGUAUUACGGCUAGUAAUGAAACACAAACAACACCUAUUCUCAAAGAAUCAUUAUGUCCACAAUGGAAUAUAACAUUGGUUUUUAGAAAUUUGAUUCAUGUUGGAAGUCGAGAAACGGCUGAAGAAAUCAUUGGAAAUGUUGUUGUUGAAUGUUAUGACUAUGAUGAAACUGGCAAUGGACCAGAUCUCAUAGGACGUUUUUCGACAACAGCUAAACUUGAUCUAUUCAAUGAAGAAAUAUCAUCUAAUAGACCAUUAUUUCAAUGGUACGAAUUUAAAUUUGGUGAACGAAGAGCUGGAGAACUGUUAGCAUUAUUUGAACUAAAUGAAGUUAAUCCGGAAACUCUAAAAGUCGAAUCAGCAUAUGAUCUUGAAGAAAUUGCCAUUACGCCGGAAAAUUUUCCACCCAACUCACAUAUAACUAAGUUGAUGAAAAAUAAAAUUUAUGAUAUUCCCUAUAUAAUUAUGCCUGAUUUAAAAGCCUAUGAAAUAGAAGUUAUGUUUUGGGGUUUACGCGAAUGUCGCCCAAUUAACUUUCAAUCAAUUCAACAAGCUGAAGUAUCUAUUGAAUGUGCGGGUGCACGCAUAACUAAAAUCAUAAAAGAUGUACAAAAAAAUCCAAACUUUGAACCAACAUAUACCGACGCAGACAAGUACAAAAUUACAGUUAAUUUACCCGAAGAUAACAAUUUUUGGCCACAUUUAAGUAUAUGUUGUGUGCAACAUCGCCUUUUUGGAAUGAAAGAGCCCGUAGGUAACCUGGUCGUAACUGAUUUACAAAAAUAUCUUGAAAAAACAAAAGUUCUUUCGUCAGCAAACAAUGAAAUAGCGGCUGAUGCUAUCAAUGAACUUUCAAAAAGACUUCCGUAUGAAUUCAAUCGUGUUCGACGAUCGGUUAUUGAUGCUUACGAGGCCGUCUUAGCAAGUAAAGAUAGUGAAAUAGGAAAGAAAAAAUUAACAAUCUUCGAAAAUGAAGCAGACCAAACAAAAACGCUUGAUGAUAGUCAACAAACAAUUAUUAAUGCUGAUUCAUUGGAACAAGAAAUAGAGAAUGAAAUUGAUGAAAUAUCUAGAGAAAUGACAAAAUAUACAAAUGAUUCAGCUUUAGAUAAAUUAAAACAAAAUUCAAUGGAAAAGGCUGCUACAUGGUGGAGUAAAUAUUAUGCAUCAAAAGCGAAACUUAGAUUAGAGAAAAAAACAAGAAUCGAUUUAGAUGAUGAACUUCAAAAUAGUUAUAAUGUUUAUGCCGAUUUUUUUGAAGAUGAAUCAAAAGUUAUUCUUAAACAACGUGGCACAUUUUGGAGUAAAGCUAAAAAAGCAUUUAUGCGUGCUGGAAAAGCUCGUAAAGAAUUAAAAGAUUUAGCUGUCCACGGAAUUGAAAAUCUUGCAGAACACACAAAAUUUCAGUCUAAAUCAGCUAUUGAUGAAAGUUUAGAUAUUAUUGAAAUUGGUCGUCUUAAACAAUUGACAUUAUUACAAACAUUCGAUAUUAUUGAAACGGAAUUAGAAAAUGUUCAUGAUUAUGAAGGAUUUAAUGAUUGUCUUGAUAAAUUUCCUUUGUACAAAGGAAAAGGUACAAAUCGUUCAGAUGAAAUAGGUGAUGAAAAUCGUGUUUAUGCAAAAUUUAAGGGAAAACUUCGUAUUCGUCAAGUUACAUCAGAUGAGUUGUAUCGUGGAAUUUUAACUAAUUUAAAUAAAAUUCCUAAAAUAUGUGUUAAUCCAAUUUUACUCAAUGCUCCAAUUGAAGUAGAAAGAAAUAAAAAUAUCUAUUCAGGUAUUAGAACAAAUCAACAAAUGUUACAAUUUGAUUUUAAUCAAAACCCAAUUACACUUAAAUGUCGAUUAUAUAUUAUUAAAGCAUUAUUAUUCCGUGCUUGGGAUGCAUCAGGUAAAGCUGAUCCAUAUAUCAAAAUUUUACUGAAUAGAGACAUUAUUAUCGAUGAUGUUAAUUCAAGACUUUAUAAUACAUUAGAGCCUGUUUUUGGAAAAUCUUAUGAAUUCGAAGUAACAAUACCUCAACAAACACUAUUACGUAUCCAAAUUUGGGAUUGGGAUUUUGCUCGUUCAAAUGAUAGAAUUGCUGAAACAAGUAUUGAUAUUGAAAAUCGCUGGUUUUCAUGUCAUAGAGCAACAUGUGGUUUACAAAAACGAUACGACAGUGCUGGCUAUAAUGCUUGGCGGGAUACAAAAAAACCACUAAUUAUUUUAACGGAACUAUGUCGAACAACAAAUUUAAAUUUGCCAGUUUAUUCAACAGAUUUUCGUUCAUUAGCUAUUCGUGAUAUACGUUUCAAUUGUGAUCCUGAAUGUAUCGAGUUCGUUACAGGUGGAACAUCAAGUGAGAUGUCACAUCGUAAAGUUUAUCAUGAAUCACCUGAAGAAUAUAUCCGACAAAACACUGCAUUAGCUGCACUUCAUGCAUGGGGAAGAAAAAUUAAUCCAGAAGGUGCUCUAGUAUCUGAACAUAUUGAAUGUCGAUCAAUUUUCAAUCCGAAUUUCCCUGAUAUUGAGCAAGGGAAAUUAGAGAUGUGGUUAGAUAUAUUUCCAAUGUCUCGACCACCAUCAAGUGCACCAGUUGAUAUAACACCAUUGAAACCAAUGCCUUUUCAAUUACGUUUAACUAUUUUGAAUACAACAGAUGUUGAAUUAAAUGAUGAAAAUUUUGUUACAGGAGAAAAAACAUCGGAUAUUUAUGUAAAAGCAUGGGUUUUAGGAGAAAAAGAUGAUGGACAACAAACAGAUGUUCAUUAUCGAUCAUUAACAGGCGAAGGCAAUUUUAAUUGGCGAUUUAUUUUUGAUUUUAAUUAUAUAGAUAUUGAAGAAAAAAUCGUUCACGAAAAAAAAGAUUCUGUUUUUCAAAUUGGAAAUACAUUGAAAAAAUUUCCACCAAGAAUUGUUAUUCGAGUCUAUGAUGCCGAUCUUUUUUCAGCCGAUGACUUUCUCGGAGAAUGCAUUCUCAAUAUGACGCAUUUACCAAUCGGUGCUAAAACAUCGAAUAAAUGCAAAGCUGAUAUUCUACUUGAUUCAAAGCAUCGAGCAUUCAAUUUAUUUGUAAACAAACGGAUUGCUGGUUGGUGGCCAAUGAUUGCUCCAUUGAAAUUUGGAGAAAUUCGUGACACAACUCUGUUAGGAGGUAAAAUUGAAGCUGAAUUUACUCUUCUUACAGCUGAAGAAGCUGAAAAAAGUCCUGUUGGAAAAGCACGCGAAGGACCACAACCACUUGAUGAACCUAAUCGUCCGAAAACUUCAUUUCUGUGGUUUACAUCACCAUGGAAAACAUUUCGAUAUGUUAUUUGGUUUAAUUUUAAAUGGACAAUAAUUAUUAGUCUCAUAAUAUUUAUUUUUGUUGUCUUUCUUUUACUGGGACUUUGGUCAUUGCCAGGAGAAUUCAUUCGACAAAUAUCAAGCAAAGUUUUUAAUACUAAUGGCGGCAAAAAAUAA